UGUUAUUUACAAUAAGAAGCUGUGAGGCAGUGAUCCACACUAUGCUCUAAAUGUGAGCCGCAUACAAUGAUCCAUGAAUGGGAGUUAAAGUUAUAAAGGAUGGAUGGUUCUGAUUCCAUAUAUACGACGUCGUAUCUAUUUCAGCAUGCACCGACAAUUUUGGGUCAAAUAACUCUUCUCCAUACCAAAAUCAUCGCUGCCAAACCCCCACUAUUUUCCAUUAUUUAUUUAUUUAUUCAUUUUGUUUUUACAGUUUCUCUUCCUCUUCCACUUCCACUUCCACCCCCUUUCUCUCUAAACCCCAAAAACAAUGGCAUCCUCCACAUACAUGAUUCAAACUAUGUUGGUGUGCUUGGUCAUCUGCUUAAAUGAUGCAGUUGCAGAUGUGGAACCUAACUCUGAAGGAGGAAAAAGGUGCGACAAGAGAUGGAUACACAUAAGGAAGAUACCACCAAGAUUCAACUUAGAUCUACUGGCAAAAUGCUCCGAAUACCCGCUGUUUGACGACUUCUGCCCGUACCUUGCGAACCACGGCCUGGGUCAGAAGACGCACAACCACUCAAACAGUUGGUACCGCACCGACCCAUCCACCUUGGAACUCAUAUUCCACCGUCGCAUGCUGGAAUACCCAUGCCUCACCCAUGACCCCUCCCUUGCUGAUGCCAUCUUCCUCCCAUAUUACGCCUCCUUAGACGCCCUCCGCUACCUUUACGGUCCAGACUAUAACUCAAGCUCUGAUCAUGGCCUCGAACUCUUCGAAUUCCUCCAGGAUGACUCCCCUGAGAUCUGGACCCGCAGAAUGGGCCACGAUCACUUCCUUGUUAUGGCUCGCCCCGCUUGGGACUUCACGCAGCCCUUACAUAAUGACCCGCCUCUUUGGGGAACCUCCUUUCUUGAGCUUCCCGAGUUCUACAACGUCACCGCUCUCACGCUUGAGUCUCGCGCGUGGCCCUGGCAGGAACACGCUGUUCCUUACCCAACGUCAUUUCAUCCCCCGAAUCUGGGUUUGUUAGAGUCCUGGGUGCAGCGCGUGCGCCGCUCCAAGCGUUCCAACCUGGCCAUGUUUGCGGGCGGUGGUGGAUCCUCCACUGGUGGGCCCAAUGUCCGUCGGAGUAUCAGGAUGGAGUGCGAGUACGCCACGGCUAAUUCCACCGGUGUUGACGGGUACGAGAGUCUGUGCGAAUUCGUGGAUUGCUCGAACGGUGUUUGUGAGCAUGACCCUUUGAGGUUCAUGAGGCCAAUGUUGAAAUCGAGCUUCUGCUUGCAGCCGCCGGGGGACACGCCGACGCGGAGGUCGACGUUCGAUGGGAUCGUGGCGGGUUGCAUACCAGUGUUCUUUGAAGAUCUAUCGGCAAAGGCGCAAUACGGGUGGCACUUAUCGGAGAACGAAUUUGAGAGUUUCUCAGUAUUUAUUCCAAAGGAGGAUGUGGUGUUCAAGGGUUUGAAGAUCUUGGAUGUUUUGAAGCGGAUACCCAGGGCUAGGGUUCGGCGAAUGAGGGAGAAGGUUCUUGAAUUGAUUCCCAGAGUUGUUUAUCGCAAGCAUAACAGUUCUCCAGGUUUAAGGAUGAAGAAGGAUGCUUUUGAUAUUACUGUUGAUGGUACUUUGGAGAAGAUUCAAUCUCGUCUUCAAGAACUUAGCUUGAUUCAUUCACAUCCUCUCAUUCUGUAACUAUGAUUUUGUCUUUUUCUAGUUAGUUAAGUAAUUGGUUAUAAUUUACUUAUUAAUAGAUUUUGUUGAGUAUUGAUUAAAGAGUAACUAGUUUUUUGAGCCAACAUUUCUGCAAAAUAGUGAGACUUGUAAUUCAUUUCGUUUAUUU
Molecule: messenger RNA, 1817 nt
Organism: Arachis ipaensis
Lineage: Eukaryota; Viridiplantae; Streptophyta; Magnoliopsida; Fabales; Fabaceae
Product: Exostosin family protein
Molecular function (GO): glycosyltransferase activity
Source: RefSeq, a predicted model, not a curated record